AUGGAGGGCGGGGAGGCCGGGGCCCCGGCCACCUUCGGCGCCUGGGACUACGGCGUGUUCGCGACCAUGCUGCUGGUGUCCACGGGCAUCGGGCUGUGGGUCGGCCUGGCCCGCGGCGGCCAGCGCAGCGCCGACGACUUCUUCACCGGGGGCCGGCAGCUGGCGGCCGUGCCCGUGGGGCUGUCGCUGGCCGCCAGCUUCAUGUCGGCCGUGCAGGUGCUCGGGGUCCCCGCCGAGGCGGCGCGCUACGGCCUCAAGUUCCUGUGGAUGUGCGCGGGCCAGGUGCUCAACUCGCUGCUCACAGCCUUGCUCUUCCUGCCGAUUUUCUACCGCCUGGGCCUUACCAGCACCUACCAGUACCUAGAACUGCGCUUCAGCCGAACGGUCCGGCUCUGCGGGACGCUGCAGUACUUGGUGGCCACGAUGCUGUACACAGGCAUCGUGAUCUACGCGCCUGCACUCAUCCUGAACCAAGUGACCGGGCUGGACAUCUGGGCAUCGCUCCUGUCCACAGGAAUCAUUUGCACCUUGUACACGACCGUGGGCGGUAUGAAGGCCGUGGUCUGGACAGACGUGUUCCAGGUGGCGGUGAUGCUGCUCGGUUUCUGGGUGAUCCUGGCCCGAGGUGUCAUGCUCGUGGGGGGCCCCAGGAACGUGCUCAGUCUCGCUCAAAACCAUUCCCGGAUCAACCUGAUGGACUUUGACCCUGAUCCUCGGAGCCGCUACACCUUCUGGACGUUUGUAGUGGGCGGCACCCUGGUGUGGCUCUCCAUGUAUGGUGUGAACCAAGCCCAGGUUCAGCGCUACGUGGCCUGCCGCACAGAGAGAAAGGCCAAGCUGGCCCUGCUUAUCAACCAGCUGGGACUCUUCCUGAUUGUGGCCAGCGCAGCUUGCUGUGGUGUCGUCAUGUUCGUCUACUACAAGGACUGUGACCCCCUCCUCACAGGCCGCAUCUCGGCCCCUGACCAGUACAUGCCGCUGCUGGUGUUGGACAUUUUUGAGGAUCUGCCCGGAGUCCCCGGGCUCUUUCUGGCUUGCGCCUACAGUGGCACGCUCAGCACCGCGUCCACCAGCAUCAACGCCAUGGCGGCUGUAACUGUGGAAGACCUCAUCAAGCCGAGAAUGCCCAGCCUCGCACCCCGGAAGCUGGUUUUCAUCUCUAAAGGGCUCUCCUUCAUCUAUGGUUCAGCCUGCCUCACUGUGGCUGCUCUGUCCUCGCUGCUGGGAGGAGGUGUCCUCCAGGGCUCCUUCACCGUGAUGGGUGUCAUCAGUGGGCCGCUGCUGGGCGCCUUCACGCUCGGGAUGCUGCUCCCAGCCUGCAACACACCAGGCGUCCUCUCUGGGCUGGCAGCGGGCUUAGCUGUAUCCCUGUGGGUGGCCGUGGGGGCCACCCUGUACCCGCCUGGAGAGCAGACCAUGGGGGUGCUGCCCACCUCGGCUGCGGGAUGCACCAAUGCCUCCGUCCUCCUGGGCCCACUCGGAGCCGCCAACACUUCCAGAGGGAUCCCCAGUUCUGGCCUGGAUGCGGGCCGCCCUGCCCUUGCGGACACCUUUUACGCCAUCUCCUAUCUCUACUACGGGGCUCUGGGCACGCUGACCACUAUGCUUUGCGGCGCUGUCAUCAGCUACCUAACUGGCCCCACCAAGCGCAGCGCCCUGGGCCCUGGAUUACUGUGGUGGGACCUCGCUCGGCAAACAGCAUCUGUGGCCCCAAAGGAGGAUACUGCCACCCUGGAGGACAGCCUGGUGAAGGGACAGGAAGACAUCCCUGCUGAGCCUAGGAAGCCACCUGGCUUCAGGCCAGGCGCCGAGACCCACCCGCUGUACCCGAGGCCCGACGCCGAGACCGACCUCUGA
Messenger RNA from Apodemus sylvaticus (European woodmouse), 1857 nucleotides. RefSeq names its product solute carrier family 5 member 5 (gene Slc5a5). The transcript has 15 exons. Gene Ontology annotation, cellular component: membrane. Lineage: Eukaryota; Metazoa; Chordata; Mammalia; Rodentia; Muridae. Gene Ontology annotation, biological process: thyroid hormone generation; sodium ion transport; iodide transmembrane transport. Bases 1 to 1857 code for a protein of 618 amino acids. The record is from RefSeq and is a predicted model, not a curated record. Gene Ontology annotation, molecular function: sodium:iodide symporter activity.